AUGUCGGGGUCCCUCAACGUAAUUGCUCUCAUUUCAGGCGGCAAAGACUCUUUCUACUCCAUCCUCCACUGCCUUCAUCAUGGCCACCGACUUGUGGCUCUUGCUAAUCUGCAUCCCCCACUCAAUUAUGCCGAACAGGAUAUGGAAAGCAUGAUGUACCAGACCAUCGGUCACAAUGUCAUUGGCCAAUACGAGGCUGCUAUAGGCCGACCGUUAUACAGGCAAGCAAUUACCGGCACUGCCAGUUGCACAGAUCAAGACUACUCGCCCUGCAGCAACGACGAGACGGAGGAUCUGAGGGCGCUACUACAGCGCGUUUUGGCAGCGCACCCUGAAGCCAACGCUGUCUCUUCUGGUGCCAUUCUCUCUACAUAUCAGCGUACUCGAGUCGAAUCCGUCGCAGUCAGACUGGGUCUCACUCCACUCUCUUAUUUAUGGCAGUAUCCUUUCCUUCCUCCUCCGCUUGAAAGGAUCGAUUCAGUCAGCGGACUUCUGGACGAUAUGGCUGCAGCUGGUUGCCAUGCCAGGCUGAUAAAGGUAUCCUCGGGUGGCAUUGACGCUUCUUUGAUCGGUCAAGAUCUUGCUGAAUCCCGCACCGUUGCUAGGAUCAUUAAUGGCGCUAGGCGCUUUGUAGCUCGCAAUCAGCACGAAUUGCGAGCUGCUAUCAUUGGUGAGGGAGGUGAGUACGAAAGUAUCGCUGUCGAUGGCCCAUUCCCACUCUGGAAAUGUUAUCUAUCCGUGCAGGCAAACGACUUCCAGGCAAUCAAUGGCCAGGGAGGAGCGGUUCACGGUAGCAUACCAAUCCCCACCCUUUCGGAGAAAGAUGCCCAGCUGCCAACGCAACUGCGAGUCCCCGUCCUACUGGACAGCCAGUUUCUCGCUGUCAAGAGCAGCAUGGCGGUUCAACAAGCGGGAGCUUCGGCCCUGUAUCCGAUCAUAGCCAACACUCGACCGGGUCAUCUGCCCACGGAGGCUGCGAUGAUCAGCAUACCUAUGGACAUGACCGGCACUGAACAUCAUGUCGCAAUCGGUAACAUAACCGGUGGCCAGCUCCUCAUCGUCGGAGAACCCGAUGACCCGACACAAAAGACUAUUGAGGUGUUCGGAGAUCUCGAGGACCAGAUGCUUUGGCUUGCAGAACAUGUCAAACAAUCCUUCCGCGUUUUGUCUGCUCUCUAUCAGAAGCAGCCUGGCCAAGAAUUUGACGCGUCGGAUGUUGUGUCCUCGACAUUACUAUUGGCUUCAAUGGCCGACUUCGCCAUAGUCAACAAGCACUAUCAGGCCAUCUUCAACAAGACCAAUCCACCAGCUCGUGUGACCAUCGCAACAAAUCUACCUCCCAGUGUCAAGGUGAGUCUCAGCAUCCUCAUCGACUUGCGACCACGUCAAACUCGUCGCGGUUUGCACGUGCAGAGCCGAAGCUAUUGGGCGCCCGCCAACAUUGGUCCCUACAGCCAGGCGAUUGCGGCACCACUCUGUACCCCUCAACCGCAUCGGCCGAACAUUGAUUUCGACGACGAGCCGGAGCUGGUACAUAUGGCUGGCCAGAUACCGUUGAUUCCCAACUCAAUGGAAAUGCUAUCUGGUUCCUUCAUCGAGCAAGCGGUCCUGAGCUUGCAGCAUCUUUGGCGAGUUGGCCAAGAGCGCAAGGUUGACCUCUGGACUUGGGGGGUGGCUUUUGUGUCCGCGCAUCCAGAUACACCCAAUCGAGCAUUGACCGCGAUCGAUGUCUGGCAGAAGGCUCAUUUAGUGCCGACGCGACCGCUCAGCGACGAGGACGAGCAGGACCUAGACCCUUGGGAUAGACAGAACAAUCUCCAGGCAGCAUCACAGCACAGUGCUGUGAUGGCUGGCGAAGGGGAUCACAUACAUGUUCUACCUAAUCUCACUUGUUUCAAGAAGGACGAAGCCGGACAACUGGCACCGCCCUGCGUUGUUGCUGAGGUGGCCGAGCUGCCGCGCAGCGCACCCAUCGAAUGGUGGAGUACUGGACUGGGAAAUCUGCCCAGGUCCUCACCUCGGAUUGCAGCUGGUAGUGUAUGCUGCCCGGAAAUCGCUACAAACAUUAUGGAAGUGCGAUCUCUCAAGUGGAUGGGCAAAGGUGAUGGUACAGGUACCAUCGACAACGAUGGAGCAAACUUCUUCACGCUAGCGGUAUUCUCUACGUCCGAGAUGAUUCCACAGCGACUCCACGAGUGGAUGAACAGGAUUCUUGAGCCAGAAUAUGCAGAUGGCAAUCCCAAGCGACGAGUUGUGCAAGGCCAUUGUCUCGUGGCGGCAGGCGCAGAUGGCUCCAACGUCUACAAGGAGAUUGAAAGUCAGGACUGGAUGAAAGGAGUCGCUGUUGUUCCUUGCCGUCGCCUCUUCGUUGAUGACGUCGAGGGUCGCAAGAAUAGCGAGGCAGAGGGUGCUCACGAGGCAGUGUUGGUGUUUCUGUUGAGAACAGAGCAUGUGGAGCCAAAGGCACUGGAGAAGUUGCACGGGAGGCGAACUUGGUGGGACAAGAAAGCGCACUCCCAGAGGGUGCAUAAGGCGAUGCUACGCGAGACCAAGGCUGCGGUGGCCGAAAGACGAUCCGGAGACAUUCUGCUGGAAGAGUGA
Messenger RNA from Cyphellophora europaea CBS 101466, 2601 nucleotides. RefSeq lists its product as uncharacterized. The transcript has a single exon. NCBI's taxonomy places the organism in Eukaryota, Fungi, Ascomycota, Eurotiomycetes, Chaetothyriales, Cyphellophoraceae. Gene Ontology annotation, biological process: protein histidyl modification to diphthamide. Gene Ontology annotation, molecular function: diphthine-ammonia ligase activity. The coding region runs from base 1 to 2601 and encodes 866 amino acids. The record is from RefSeq and is a predicted model, not a curated record.